AUGUUAGGCAUAUCGAAGGAAUUUUGUUCCAGAUUUCAAGCAAGAAAUGUUAUAUCGAGAGGAUGUUACGUAUAUCGAAAGUUCACUACCUUGGCUAGUGAAUUUUGUGUAAAUCGAAGUGAAGAACCAUGUGGUACGAAAGUCACGCCUGUUGGAAUUCAAGAUGGUGUUAACCCCAUCAUCAUAACCUUUGCUACUUCGAUUGCUAAUGCAACUCAAUCAUUGUUCUUGAGAAAUUGAAUUUUCUCGCAGACAUUUCACAAUCUUUAACAAAUUCGAUUUGCUGUAGAUGACACCAUUAGACAAUCUAAAAGAAAGAUUUCAAAAUUCACUUUAACAUCACUUUGAGUUUGAUCGCUUAAUCUCUUUUAAGAUUGCUAUUGUAACUCAAUAAUUGUUCUCGAGAAAU
Messenger RNA from Clunio marinus, 409 nucleotides. The record is from the annotation of a GenBank genome assembly. NCBI's taxonomy places the organism in Eukaryota, Metazoa, Arthropoda, Insecta, Diptera, Chironomidae.